CUCAUGAGCAUAAGCAUCAAGUGCUAGUUUGUUCUCCGUUUUGUAUGAAUAAAAAUAUUUCGCUGGGAGGAGUAUCUGCUCCUAGCACAUAAAGUAGAUACUCGUCCAUACAAGUCUGCAGGAUUGGGAAAAGAUUUUGUUGGAACUCAUGGAAGGCAACACAAAUCCAGUACUUGCAAAAAGUCUAGGAGCAUUAUCCGUCGGCAUACAACAAACAGAGACAGAAAUCAGCCACGAAGAUAAAAUCCCUAGGCAAUCAACUUCUGCUUCUGAAACGAGUGCAGCAAAUGAUGAUACUAUUAGCACAGUACAACAUGCACCUAAAAAAAAGAAACACAAUAAAGUUAGUCCUCUCGAAGAAUGUGAAACAAACGUUACUAAACAUCUCUCGAAUAACGAACUACAAAGACUAGUUUUGCUGAAACAACUGACAGUGUUAGAAAUGAAAGAGGAAAAACUCAAGAGACAGCUAAACAGAGAUGUUGAUGAAGAAUGUAAUUCAAGCAAUAAUAAUAUCAUUCACGGUGAAGAUGGACAAGCAUAUUUCAAAUUAUAAUACUCUUUAGAAUCACUUACGAAAUAAAAGAAUUGUAACAUGUGACAUUUUUCUAAAGUGUUAAUAAUAGAAAUGAUAAAUGCGUAAUUUCUACAUUUUACUUACUUCAAGCAAGAGCAACAAUGAUAUUCGCUAACUCAGAUCUCCUCCGUUGCCCCCUUCUUCUAAUAUUAUUAUUGUCCACCUCCUCUUCUGCAGAAUACGCAAGUGG
Messenger RNA from Acanthoscelides obtectus, 767 nucleotides. The record is from the annotation of a GenBank genome assembly. Lineage: Eukaryota; Metazoa; Arthropoda; Insecta; Coleoptera; Chrysomelidae.